Branchiostoma belcheri (Belcher's lancelet) is the source of this 1417-nucleotide messenger RNA. RefSeq names its product zinc finger matrin-type protein 3-like. The record is from RefSeq and is a predicted model, not a curated record. NCBI's taxonomy places the organism in Eukaryota, Metazoa, Chordata, Leptocardii, Amphioxiformes, Branchiostomatidae. Gene Ontology annotation, molecular function: nucleic acid binding; zinc ion binding. The coding region runs from base 15 to 992 and encodes 325 amino acids. The transcript has 6 exons.
UGCAGUGGUCCAACAUGGCUACCACGGACGGGAGCAGUGUGUCAGCUCGCGGGCAGCCAACUCUCGUCGCCAACAAUGUUUCCAACGGCUCGGAUCAGCCCCAGAACGGAGCCCAGCAGGGGGUUAAAAGGAAAGCGGAGGAUGAUCCGAAUGAUGGCAUCCCUCCCAGCAUGCUCCAGCCGCUGUACUGCAAGGUGUGCAACGUGAGCCUGAACUCCCCUCCGCAGGCACGGUCGCACUACAAUGGGAAGAACCAUGCCAAGAAAGUACGACAGUACCUUAGCAAGACACAGUUGUCACAAAUGCAAGUGUCACAGGAUGAUGAGAGUGAGACUGCAACUGUAGUAGCGCCACCUACAUUCACUCCUGACAAGGAAUCGGCAGGUGAAGCGGCGGAUGCGGAAGCGAGUGAAGACCCGAGUCGAUUUGACUACUGUAAAAUCUGCGGCGUGACGUUCAACUCUGCCGUCCACGCCCAGUCACACUACCAGGGCAAACCUCACGCCAAGCGGUUAAAAGCUCUCAUGGCUGCACAGAACAGACAAGAUGGCACGGGGGCAACUACAAGGCAAAAGUCGCAGUUCUUGUGCCAGACGUGCAAUAUCUACCUAAACUCUCAGACUCAGUUGGAAAGCCAUUUGUCCAGUAUGAAGCAUCAGCGGAAGGCCACGCUGGACAAGCAGACGUCACAGGCGCUCAGGGGGCGCUGGGCAGGGGCAGACACAAAUGGAAGGGUAGGAACUCCACUUUUCCCCGUGGGGCCGACGUUUGUGCCAGCCUCGUCCCCCGCCCCCUCCCCCCCAGCGACCAAGCCCCCCAGGGUGCCCAAGGACCUUCUGAACUGCAUCACCCCCUCGGGGAAGUUCUACUGCGCGGCGUGCAACCUGACGCUCAACUCCGAGGCACAGUUCCGACAACACCAGGAGAGCAAAAAGCACCGCGCCAAGAAUGCUGCUGCUAAGAAAACGGACGUGCCGGCCGUGCCCACAUGACCAGCAGGGGAGCUGUAGCUCUGGGUUCUCUUAAGUUAUGCAACAGACGUUAAACUUAAAGCUUUUGGCAAGGAAGGAAGCGAGGGGUGCAGUUAUCGAGACCAGGUUGUUUUGGACGAGAUUCAUCAGUUGACCUUCUUGGCCAAAAUCAUUGUAUAGCAUUCUCAUAAUGACCCUAUUGGAACAUCUCCCUACUGUUGGGUCUUCAGCAGCCCAAGCUUGCCAAAACCUGUUAUCUACAUGUAAGUGAGUAUAAUGUCGGAAAGGGGCUACAACGAGAUGAUAUGAUGCUGUCAUCAUAAUGUCUGUCUAGAAACAUCUGUCUAGAGUCUAGACACAUUUUUUCCCGUGAAAACAAACAUUCUGAGAAAGUUCUUGAUGUCAAACAUUCAAGACUACAAACAAAAAUGAAAGCUUUUGUGAAU